AGUAUUAUUGCUCCGUCGACAGAGGCAGCACCACAAUUUUCCUUAAAAAAAAAAACGUUGAAAAUUUUAUUGAUUUGAAAAUUUGUAAAAUGGGUACGAGCAAAUUGCCAACACGGGCUUGCGAACAAGGCAAUCAACUAAACUGGCAAAGAAUACGAAGAGUUUUGAGAAGGCUGCGGAAUCGAAUUAGUGCGUCGGGCGACAGGAUUUACUUGCAGAAUAGGGUGCCUAUCCAUGUGCCGGUGAACCGCCGGGAGAAUUCGCAAAGUAGGAGGAACCGUCGGCGUAGGGCUGCCAGGGAGAGGGCCCGCCGAGCGGAAUUAAACGCGGGGACCGAGGUUAACCAAGCACCAUCACGGCUCGUAGGUCUAAGAAUCACUCUUACCAGGGACAAUCUAAUCCCGGGUGAGAAUCCACCACCACCUCCACCCCCACCGCCACCACCACCACCACCACGUCGAUCGCGAUCCCAGGCCCCGAUUCGAAUCAGAGCAGUAAUAAUAGUGGCAAGUCGACGUGUGCAAAUACGCCUAGCUCCAGCUGAGGAAGCGGAACCUGAGAACACUGAUUUCAGUUCAGAUUAGGGAGGUUCAAGAUCCCCAAUAGCAAAAU
Molecule: messenger RNA, 612 nt
Organism: Drosophila suzukii
Lineage: Eukaryota; Metazoa; Arthropoda; Insecta; Diptera; Drosophilidae
Product: serine/arginine repetitive matrix protein 1-like
Source: RefSeq, a predicted model, not a curated record